Molecule: messenger RNA, 832 nt
Organism: Prunus mume (Japanese apricot)
Lineage: Eukaryota; Viridiplantae; Streptophyta; Magnoliopsida; Rosales; Rosaceae
Product: putative B3 domain-containing protein REM15
Molecular function (GO): DNA binding
Source: RefSeq, a predicted model, not a curated record
GCAGGACUGUUGAUGGGGUGCUGUCUUUUGAAGAAGGUUGGGAAGAAUUUGUGAACCAUCAUGGCCUGAAACUAGGAGAAAUUUUGAUAUUUAAACACAACGGCAAAAGGGCCUUCAAUGUGGUUGCCUAUGAGGCACUUGGUAGUGAGAAAGUGUAUGAUUCCAAAGAAGCAACUGCAUCCUCAACCUCAAGGACUUCGUUCGCGUGCACGAUGAAAAAAUCCCAUGGGGAUCCUCAUAAGGCUUACCUGACUAUUCCUGCGCGAUUUGCGAGAUCAAAUGGCAUUGUGGCCACAUCCAGAAUAAUUCUCAAAGACCCGUCUGGAAUAUCAUGGCCACUGAUCUUAAGUAGGUGGGAAAGCAUAUCCAGGGGCAGUCAUCGUAUAGCUAUCAGAACAAAUGAAUGGUACAAGUUUUAUGAAGCCAACAAGCUCAAAAAUGGAGAUGUCUGCACAUUCAACCUGAAACCGGUAUCAUCUAAGUCAGGUUCAAAAUCAGCACGUGUCAUGGAUGUCCAGAUAACCCGCGGUUGAUCCUAGUCCAUUGUAAAAUUUGUUGAUGUCCUUCGGAUUUUGAACAAUAUCAUCAAGCACCUAAGUUGCUGCUAUCAUGUUUGAUGGGUUUGUUGAUUCUGUGACGAGGUUAUCUAUCUAGCUCAUGCUGUAAUUCUUCUGCUGUUGCUAUCUAGCCAGAAGAGUGUAACUCUGAUGGAUGAAACCUCCUUUAUGCCUACUUUUGAAAUUGUAAUAUUUCCUUCGCAGUUUUAUUUGAAUUUCUGUUAACGGUUGAGUGCUAAUUAAAACACUUUGAUAUCUUUAAUUAAUCAUUUAUG